AUGAACUUCAAGGCCAAGGCCAAGAUGAGGGGAAUCCUCAUCUUUGGGCUCCUGUUGGCUACUCCCAGCUGCCGUGGCUCCUAUGAUGACCUGGUCAAGUGCUUCCAGGACCCUGAAUACGAGUCCAUUCUUGUCACGGCCCAGGAGGGCCUCCACACCUCCCCAAUGCCCAGGCACGUGGUGGUAAUGGGAGCUGGCAUGUCCGGCCUGGCAGCGGCCAAGGCACUGCAGGAUGCUGGCCACCAGAUGAGCAGGUCUUGGAGGGGCCUCACUCACUUAGCACCACGAGUGCUCACAUUCAGGAAUGAGGACGAGGGCUGGUGCUUUGAACUGGGGCCCAUGCGAAUCCCAAAGGCCCACAGGCUGGUCCACACCUAUGUCAAGAAGCUGGGCCUGCAGCUGAACAAGUUCCUCCAAUAUGAUGACAACACCUGGUACCUCUUCAAUGGACAACGCUAUCGCACCAGGGAGGUCAAGGCCGACCCAGAGCUCCUGGGCUAUUCCGUGAAUCCCACAGACAAGGGCAAGAGCGCUGUGAAGCUCUUCUACCAGUCCAUUGCCAAGCUCAGAAAAAGUCUGAAAAAUUUCAACUGCAGCCACCUGAUGUCCUUUUAUGAUUCUUACUCCACCAAGGCUUACCUGCUGAAGGAAGGGAAGCUGAGCCGAGGAGCAGUAAAUAUGAUUGGGGAUGUAAUGAAUGAGGAUGCUGGAUACUAUAAGUACCUUCUAGAGUCCCUGUGGACUGACACGAUCUUCCUCAAAAGUGACGACUUUUCCGAGAUCACCAGUGGCUUUGACCAGCUCCCCAAGGCCCUCAGUGCCAGCUUGAAGCCUGGCACCAUCCGUCUGGGCUCCAAGGUGGAGAUGGUAGUGAGGGAUGGGCCUGAGGUCCGGAUUUCCUACCGAAUGGACGAGCCCAACUCGGCACUGCAUACCCUCACUGCGGACUUUGUCAUCAUCUCCGCCUCAGCCAAGGCCACAUGCCUCAUUACCUUUAAGCCACCGCUCUCCCCAGACGAGGUGGAUGCGCUCUGCUCGGUGCAUUACACCAGUGCCACCAAGGUGGUUCUGGCCUGUAAUGAGCCCUUCUGGGAGCGGGAUGGCAUCCAGGGUGGGGUGUCCAUCACUGACCGGCCCUCGCGGUACAUCUACUACCCAAGCCACAGCCCCCCCAGCGGCAAGGGUGUUCUGCUGGCCUCCUACACUGUGGAUGAUGAUCCCCUCUUCUUCAUAUCCAUGAAGCAUGACCAGGAAGUGGAUAUCGUCCUGGAGGACCUGGCGGCUGUGCACCAGAUACCCAAGGAGGACCUGCGGCACAUGUGCCCCUCCUCCGUGCUCAAGCGCUGGUCCCUGGACCCCCUCACCAUGGGCGCCUUCACUGAGUUCACACCCUACCAAUUUGCCGACUAUUCGCAGCAGCUCUUCUGGCCAGAGGGUCGCAUCUACUUUGCUGGCGAGCACACCUGCCUGCCCCAUGCCUGGAUAGACACUGCCAUCAAGUCCAGCCUCCAGGCAGCCAGGAGCAUCCAGGCUGCCGUGGACCAGGAGGCCAUGGGGAGACACAAGACCUUCACCAACACCCAGAAUUGUUUCUAA
Messenger RNA from Diceros bicornis minor, 1596 nucleotides. Its product is annotated as L-amino-acid oxidase-like. Gene Ontology annotation, biological process: amino acid catabolic process. Gene Ontology annotation, molecular function: L-amino-acid oxidase activity; polyamine oxidase activity. Lineage: Eukaryota; Metazoa; Chordata; Mammalia; Perissodactyla; Rhinocerotidae. Bases 1 to 1596 code for a protein of 531 amino acids. The record is from RefSeq and is a predicted model, not a curated record. The transcript has 7 exons.